AUAAGAUAGGUAUGGCCUUAAUGUAUAUAUACAAGCAAUUGAACUCUUCUAAAGUGCAUUCCAUUGAGAUCACCAAUUUCACUCACUUUCAUUCACGGCUAUGGCAUCACAAUGGGUUGUGGUAGCAUCAUUCCUUCUUUGUUGCUUAGCACAAACUUGUUAUGGUGGUGUUCUAUUCUCAUCCUUACAAAGAACCAUUGUUGUCACCGCUUCCCCCAAGGAGGUACAAGUUCUUAAUGCCGGAGUGGACAAAAUCACUGUAACAUGGGCUCUUAACAAGACCGAACCAUAUGGAAUAGACUCCACCUACAAGACCAUCAAGGUGAAGCUAUGCUAUGCGCUGGUUAGCCAACAUGACCGCCCGUGGAGAAAGACGGAGGAUAAUCUCUCCAGGGACAAGACAUGCCAGCAUAAGAUUGUUUGGAAGCCCUACGAUGCCUCCAACAAGACAACGCAAAGCUUUGAGUGGACCAUUGGGCGUGACGUCCCCACGGCCACUUACUUCAUACGCGCCUACGCGUAUGAUCAAAACAACAUGGAAGUGGCAUAUGGUCAAACCACGAACGAGAAGAGUACCAAUUUGUUUGAGAUAAAUGGAGUCACUGGAAAACAUACCUCACUUGACAUAUCCUCUGUUUGCUUUAGUGUUUUCUCUGUGGUGGCACUUUCUGUGUUCUUCUAUAUUGAGAAGAGAAAAGGAAAGGUUGCUUCUUCUAUAGAGCAAAAGUGAUUACGUGAUAUGCAAGUAAUCCAAAGCAUGCUGUUAUACUUAUAGAUGCUACGUAUUUGGUCUGCAGUUAGAGAAAUGCUUCGCAGAAGAGAGUGCAUAGCUUAAUUCAUUGUCUUAGCUUACAGGGACAACAUAUGAUAAGUUAUAAAUAAUCACAAGUGGCCCUGUUUUUAUCCUCUUAAACAUCUGAGGCACUUUUAAGAGGAUGAAUAUUUGUUAACAUAUUAAACAGAGGAAGAUAGGGAAGAACCAUGCAAAUCUAAACAAGGUCUACAAUUUGAGGUAAUUCAGAAUCUAUAAUAAAAGCCGGGUCAUUUGGUCAC
Molecule: messenger RNA, 1053 nt
Organism: Arachis ipaensis
Lineage: Eukaryota; Viridiplantae; Streptophyta; Magnoliopsida; Fabales; Fabaceae
Product: high-affinity nitrate transporter 3.1
Biological process (GO): response to nitrate; nitrate transmembrane transport
Cellular component (GO): plasma membrane
Molecular function (GO): nitrate transmembrane transporter activity
Source: RefSeq, a predicted model, not a curated record